Raphanus sativus (radish) is the source of this 2067-nucleotide messenger RNA. RefSeq lists its product as uncharacterized. The transcript is spliced from 4 exons. The record is from RefSeq and is a predicted model, not a curated record. Bases 176 to 1912 code for a protein of 578 amino acids. Lineage: Eukaryota; Viridiplantae; Streptophyta; Magnoliopsida; Brassicales; Brassicaceae.
GGCAUAAUGGUCAAUUCUCCUUUGAUUAUUAGUUUCCAGUUCAGCUUCAAGACUAGACCACAUCUCUCUCUCUCCCCAUGGUGAAAAGAUAAAAUCAGAGGAAAUGGAGACUGAGAGAUCGAGAUUAAGCUUUUAGAUCUGCCUCUAAUAAACGAAAUUAGGGUUUUUAGUGGACAUGUCUGCUCCGUUUUAUUCUCCGAUUGAUAUGCAUCAAACUCUUCCUGGGUUUGACACUGAACCUGUCCCGCUCUCAACUUACCGAGAAGCCGAACCCGAUCCAUUCCACGCCACUCAGCAAGAGAAGGACGACUUCUGGGAGAACGGUUUCAACAGAGAAGAGCCAGAGCCGUCCUUUCAGGCCAAGGAAAAUGGAAAGAGAAGCGUAGACAAAAACAGCAGCUCCUUCACUCAUGGGGAAACCGAUCUCAACCAACUCCCAGCUAUCCCACAGUUUUCAACUGGUCAAGGUCCGCCUUACGCCCCUGUUGAUUGGCCAAGCCCCGGUGAUGUUUGGACUUGGAGAGUCGGUAGGAGAGUGACUGCUACUGGGUUUCAUCAAGACAGGUUCCUGAUUCUACCUCAGAGGCUUCAACACAAGAACGUUCCAAAGUCUUUCCCAAGCAAACCCACUCUUGCUCGUUACAUCCAGACGAGUUUCCCUGACAUGGAUGCUGAUGCUUUCUUUGCGUCGUUUAGCUGGAAGAUCCCUGCUCUCUUCCAGCCUUCAAACAAAGUUGAUGCUGCGUCUCUUUUUGAGGAGACACCGAAGGAAGUUCAGACUGAAGCUGCUCCGGAUGGUGAGAAUGCUAAAGAAGGAAACUCUAGGUACAGCCAGAGGAAGAGGAAUCCAAUGCCGACGUAUGACCCUGUGGAAGAACUUAAACCUAAACCAACUCCACGAGGUAGUGCCAACAAGAAGAAGAAAGGAGCCACAACUCCUGCCACUGGAACUCAAUCCUCCACCAAACCGAAAGCAUCUCGGCAAUCCGGGAGACGCUCUUCCAACCAGCAGAACGGUGGCGCUGUGGACUUAAACAACCUGAACGAGGAAGGUGAACCAAACACUAGUGGCAGGAGAAAGAAACGCAGAGCUAACUUUGAGGAAGAAGAAGAUGUUUCUAUCCCUCACAUCUAUGUCUCUCCUAUGAACGGUGUCCUCGCGGUCUCGCACGAGCCUAUCGAUGUUGACCCUGUAGAGUUUGACAGCUACCUGAACUCUCUUGAGAACCUUCUUCAUGAGAGUCAAGAAGACGCUGGGAGAGGGUCUUCCUCUGUUCUCGUUAGUGCAAGCUCUCCAAUGAGAGAGUACGAAUGGGCUGAAGCUAGAAUGAAGAUCUCUUCUCUACUUGAGAAAGAUUUGCCCACUUUGUUCGGCUCCAAGGAUGCUGCAGAGAUAGCAGCGUUAGCAACUAAACUGAGGAAAGAUCCAAACCUAUCCGCUGAAGAGAUAGUGAGGCUGAAGCUUAUCGAAGAGAUUCCAACGUUCAGUGAAGUCUUCCAGGAGAACAAAAGUGUGAUUGAAGAAGCAGACUGGUUCUUCUCUGCGCUAGAGCUCAACAAAGCUAAAGUAGCGUCGCUUAAAUACGAGUACAGCGAUCUGAGGCACAAGCUUGGGAGCAUACAGAUGGAAGUGGAUGAAAACGCUGAGGCAAUCCGCCAGAUUGAUGACCAGAUUGCUCAGCUUCAAGCUAGAAGGGAUGAGCUGAAGCGGUACAUAGGGAGCAGGGAGAAAGAGAAGGUUGAUCUUAGCUAUGGGCAGAAGAUGGUGGCGAACUCGAUACCUAAAGUGGUGCAGGAAGUUCAGGCAGCUAACUCGAAGAAGCAUGAAUGGGAAUGCAAGAAGGAUAAUGCACUUAAGCGUGAAGCAGAGAUCCUCUCUAAGUUCACUCCUCUUAAAGGCUUCUUCCUCUGAUGAAAUCAAAUCUGGCCUCAAAGUUUAGCCAGUCUCGUUGUAUUAUUAUGUAGCGGCUUUUUUUUUUCCUCUUUGUGGGGUUUUAAUGUUGCAGACUGUAAACCUGUUUUACGCUUGGAGUUUUAUUUAUUUAUUAUUAUCUCACGUAUGUUUAA